Messenger RNA from Colletotrichum destructivum, 1557 nucleotides. RefSeq names its product Putative major facilitator, sugar transporter, major facilitator superfamily. Gene Ontology annotation, cellular component: membrane. Gene Ontology annotation, molecular function: carbohydrate:proton symporter activity. Gene Ontology annotation, biological process: transmembrane transport; carbohydrate transport. The record is from RefSeq and is a predicted model, not a curated record. Bases 1 to 1557 code for a protein of 518 amino acids. The transcript is spliced from 3 exons. NCBI's taxonomy places the organism in Eukaryota, Fungi, Ascomycota, Sordariomycetes, Glomerellales, Glomerellaceae.
AUGUUUGGGAAACCAAAGGCCGCCUCUGGCAAGAGUCAGAGCAUCAGCCCGGAACUCGCAGCUGUCCUCCCCAACAACGACACCCCGUGGUACAAACAGAAACACCUCAUCUGGCUCAACUUCUACUGCAUCUUCCUGGCCUUCCUCUGUGCCGCAAACGGAUACGAUGGCUCGAUGAUGAACGGCCUCUUGGCUCUCCCACAAUGGCACAGCUUCAUGGACCAUCCCACUGGUUCUUGGCUGGGGUUUAUCAACGCGGCCCAUUCCCUCUCGACCAUGCUUGCCUAUCCCGCCGUCGCCUACUUCGCGAACCGCUGGGGUAGAAAGAAGGGUCUGUUUGUUGGUUACUUCUUCCUGACGCUGGGAUCCCUGCUCCAGGCAUUUUCCCCAAACCACAUUGGCUUCAUCCUGGGCAGAGUCUUCAUCGGUCAACCGAGUGCGUGGUGGGGUGGCCUUGCGCCCCUUCUCAUCACCGAGCUGGCCUACCCUACACAUAGGGGUAUUCUGACGGCGCUUUACAACACUGGGUGGUUUGUCGGAAGCAGCCUGGCUGCCUGGAUCACAUUCGGAACCCGCAACUACGGUACCUCGUGGGCCUGGCGCAUCCCGUCAUUGCUCCAGAUCGGCAUCCCGCUCGCCGUCCUUCCCGCCGCUCUUUUCGUCCCCGAGUCCCCGCGCUUCCUGGUCUCCAAGGGCCAGGUCGCCAAGGCGCGCAGCAUCUUGACCAAGUUCCACGGCGGCGGGGACGAGAACUCGACCCUCGUCGAGUUCGAGAUGACGGAGAUCGAGCGGGCCAUCGAAGAUGAUAAGUCGGCGGCGGCGAGCUCCUCCUGGAUGGAGAUGUUCAACACGCCCGGAAACAGGCGCAGAGCCUUCAUCUCGGUGACGCUAGGGCUGCUGGCGCAGUGGUGCGGCGUGAACGUCGUCAGCUACUACCUCGCCAUGGUGCUGGAGACGGUCGGCAUCACCUCGGUCACCGACCAGACUCUCAUCAGCGGUUGUCUCCAGAUCUGGAACCUCAUUUGGGCCGUCUCGGCCGCCGUCUCGGUCGACCGGCUCGGUCGGCGGCCGCUGUUCCUCAUCAGCUCCGGCGGCAUGCUGGCCAGCUUCAUCGUCAUCUCGGGCCUGUCUGGCAGCUUCGACACCACCAAGACAGCAUCCGUCGGAAUAGCCGUGGUCCCGUUUUUGUAUAUCUACAAUGCCUUCUACGACAUUGCUUUCACUCCACUGAUUGUCUCUUACCCUGCCGAAAUCUGGCCGUACCAGCUUCGUGCCCGAGGUACUGCCCUGACGCAGAUGGCCACGUACUUUGGCAUCUUCUUCAACGUGUUCGUGAACCCAAUUGCCCUGGAAGCGAUUGGGUGGAAGUACUAUCUCGUUUUCGUGGCGAUCCUGGUCGUUGGUUGCUUUAUUGUUUACUUCUUCUACCCUGAGACUCGGGGCCACACAUUGGAGGAAAUGGCCGUCAUCUUCGAUGGCGAGUCUGCAAGGGUAACGGAUUCUGCGUUUGAUGGGGACGUGAAGAGCGGUGCUAUUUCUCACCACGAAAGCGCAUGA